ACUUCUUGUUGUGACUGGACAUUCAAGAUAGUGACAGUAACUUGCAGAGAGCUGAUUGAUAGUAGCAAAUCACCAGUGGAACAUUACCAUAAAUGAGUUCUAAUCACACUGCUCAUAAUUACAUUCUUAUAGCUUAGAGAUGACUAUUUUAUGACAAGUGGAGACAAAAUUAGAUAUUUCUUUGAAGAAGGAGCUUUCAAUGAUAAAGGUGAACUUAUCGUGAAAAAACAUAAUGCCAUCAACAAAGUUGGUCAUGCACUUCACGCUUUAAAUCCAGUGUUUAAAAAAGUCACAUUCAACAAGAGAAUAGAGGCUAUCGUCAAGUCAAUUGGAUUUAAACAUCCAGUUGUCCCACAGAGUAUGUAUAUUUUUAAGCAACCAGGAAUUGGUGGAGAAGUCUUUCCUCAUCGAGACUCCACCUUUCUGUAUACGGAGCCACCCAGUGCCUUGGGUUUAUGGAUACCGCUGGAAGAUUGCACUCUGGAAAAUGGCUGCCUACAGUUUGUUCCCAAAUCUCAUAAUGAUGCAUUAAAGCGUCGUUUUAUAUGUAACCCUGAGCCUGACAGUACCCCAACCGUUUUUAAAGGACCUAAAGAAGAAUUUGAUGACAAGGACUUCAUUCCACAGUUUACAAAAAAAGGUUGUUUGGUAUUGAUUCAUGGAACUGUCCUGCACAGAAGUUUUCCUAACAAGUCUGACAAGUCGAGGCAUGCAUAUACAUUUCAUAUUGUUGAACAAGAAAAUACAGAAUACAGCAAACAGAACUGGUUGCAGCCUACAUCUGAGUUGCCAUUUCCUGCUCUUUACACAGAGUAGAUGAAGACAAGCCAGACAUGGCCUCGCAGAUAAGCCUGGAAUAACCCACAAUAUUUUUCUACAUUAUGCACCAAAUGCAACUCAUACUUUGCGUAUUUUGACCAUUACUCCUGGUAUAGGGGAUGUUUUGUGCUGAAAAUUAUGUGCAGACUUUUCAACAAGUUCAUAUCAUUUCUUACUGGGGGGUCAUAUGAUAGCAAUAUUCACUCCUACAUCCAUUUCGUGAUUUUCAUGGUUCAAGGAGUUAACUCCCUUACUCCUUGACCCCCCACCCCUACCCCACCCCCCUCCCACCCCCAAUUCUGAGCAGUUUUGCGUGAAGUAAAGUGGGGUACUCAAGUUACUGUUAAUUUUUUGGAGGUAAAUUUCUCUUGUCUACACCUAGGGCAAUAAUCACUCUGUAGAAAACCAGUUUAUGUUUCUUUUACCAAAUGCAAUGUUGCUUCACAAUUUUCAACCUUGUGGGAAGUGUAGAAUACCCCAGAACAGGAAAGAAACAACAUUCACUGGCUUGGUACAUGAUAAUUAUUGGAAUUUCCUGCUUUCAAUUAUUUGAAUGUCAAUUACUUUUUAGUAGUUAAUAAGGUCAUAGCUAAUAAAGUCAUUAGCAAGAGUAAUGCUUUGACAGUUAACAGACAUUAAUCAAGGGGGACAUCUCAAAGGACUGAUUAAGCCUGUUUUAUCUAAAAAAAAAUGUUACUUUGUGACGUUUAUUCUAAUUAGUGUUAAGUUUUAGAACAAAUAGGAAUCAAGACAUACACAAUAGGCAGUUUAAGCACAGCAUUCAUUUAUUCAAAUUUACAAAAUUUCAAUUGAUUUAAGGAUCAUCGCACAAUAAUUAUACUACCUUAUUAAAAGCCCAAAGCAAUUUAAUAUGUUUUCAUGUUUCAAUGCAAGGCCAGCGAUAAUCAAAUGUGGUAAAAAUGUUACCAUGUUACACUUUGAAUUCUUAACUGUUUAGUCACUAGCCUUAAAAGUGGAAUGAAUUUGAACCUGUAGUACAUUGUGCACUCAACAGGCAACUUGCAUGAUGGCAUCAUUUCACUACAACUACCAUUAUGCUUAAUUAUUUUUUUUAACUCAUGCUAAUAUGGCACAAUUGUCAUUUUAACCCCCCUGUAGUUUUAAAAUUUGAAUAAUAAAGGAGAAACGAAAUGAUUCUGGUAGUUGUAGUCAAAUGAUGACAUCAUGCAAGUGUGCUAUUCUAAGCUGGCCCUGAGCAAGUCUAGUGAAUAACUUGAAAAACCCCAAACAGCCUGCUUUUAAAUAUUGCCCCCUAAUGGAAAUGUUAAUCAAAAACUAUUGAUCCACACAAUGUUUUAUGGAAGUGCAUUUUAAAAGACCAAUUUGUAUCAAAUUUGAUAGUCAUCUCCAAAAAAAGGUCACCAUCGUGCAAGUACAGCCUACUCAGUCAGGUUCAAACAAGGCUAAUAUUUUUAGGAUAGUGUUAUGGUAAUGUUUUCAUGUUGUCACUAAUUAUUGCUGAAAUUUUAUUGUUUACUGUUGAUAUCAAAUAGGCCAUUAGUUAGCUUCAUGAUAGUUUUUAACAUACCUGAUUUACAUAUUCAUAAAUAUUACAAGCUACUAAACAACAUAAAUUAGUUUAAUACUACUUGCCCAGCAGAUUAAUCAUCAUAAAACAUUAGAAGUCAACCAAUUUAAUUAUAUUUCAGUCACCUUUAUUUUGCUUAAAUGUAGCAUUAUAUAUCUAUGGCAUCUACCAAACAAUAUAUUUAUCACUGUGGAACAGUUAAUGUUUCAUAACAAAUGACAUGGAAAACAUGGGGUUUUUAGGUGCAAGCUGGUCCCAGAGACAGUUAAAUCUAUAUUUAAUAUGGCAGUCUUGUUAUAGCUGCAAAUGAUUGACACAAGGCUUACUAGUUGUUCACUACACUAAUGUUCCAAUAAAUGAGUUGCCAAAGGGCUCCAAUAUAUUGAGUCUACAGCUGUUUAUUUCACUCGAAUUCUUACUUCAUACGUUAUAAAAUAUCAAGCGAUGAUUCUAUAGAAAAGGCCCCCAUAAUUAUAGCGGGAGCCCAUUCUUACCAAGUAGAUACGAACUUGUAGGUAUUUACAUACACUAACUCCCAUCUCCCAAGGAGGAAUUAGCCACCGCAAGAACUAAGCAACUGUCUAGGGAGGGCAAAGCAGUGUUUUGUCUACAGUAGGGAAAGGUUUGAUAUAAAUCCACUGCUAGUGGUACAGUACCACAAUACAUAACUUUGGAGUUGGUACUUAUUUUAAUAAAUAUUAUAUUUCAUAUACAGACUGCUCUUUUCAGCAAAUGCAAUCUCAGGUGUUUUAAAAUAAGUAUAAAGAUCAUGCAAUAAUUUUCAUAUUAAAAAUAACUAUUUUCUGUUCAGCUGAUCAGCUUUGA
Molecule: messenger RNA, 3193 nt
Organism: Orbicella faveolata
Lineage: Eukaryota; Metazoa; Cnidaria; Anthozoa; Scleractinia; Merulinidae
Product: phytanoyl-CoA dioxygenase domain-containing protein 1-like
Source: RefSeq, a predicted model, not a curated record